AUGUCUUCUCUGGUAGAUGCUGUCGUUGGUUCGGACAAUUUCGGCCUAGAUGCUGCUACUCCCGCCUCGGCAGCAUCCCAAACUCCACGACGUCCCCGCAACCGUUCCUCUUCCAGACCACGAGGCCCGCCGUCCGAGAGCGCUGGCGCAAACAGUGAUGCCGAAGGGUUCCCUGAUGAUGAGGUUGUCGGAGCAAGGGGAACUGCCCGCCGCUCAGCAGGACCGCGAACAGACAUUCCUCGCGUUGUCGAUGUUACGGGAGAGACUCUUGCGCAGAGAUUCGAAGAGUUCCUUGAAAGCUACACAGAAGAGCCUAGCUCAUCGGGCGCGCCGGCAUCGAGUGUCCAAACUACCGACAAGUACUACAUUGCCCAAAUCAAUGGCAUGCGCCAUUACGGCCUAUCUACCCUCUACAUCGACUUCACCCACCUUAUGAGACACGAGGAUGGCGUUGUUGCCAACGCUAUCGCGAACGAGUACUACCGCUUCCUUCCAUACAUGGCCAGAUCCCUCAACAACCUGAUCGCAAAGUACGAGCCGGAAUACUUCAGAGAGCACAGGCAGCCCAACUCGACCUCCUCCGUCGCUGCUACCUCCUCGGCAGGCGACUCUGCAGGCGACGACUCGAAGCAGUCCAGCAAAACGCCCAACCAGCAGACUGACAAGCUCUUCUCGCUUGCUUUCUACAACUUGCCGCUGGUCAGCCGGGUCAGACAGCUGCGGACCUCUUCGAUUGGAAAACUUCUCUCCAUCUCCGGUACCGUCACAAGAACCUCGGAAGUACGCCCCGAGUUGUCGCUGGCCACCUUUGUUUGCGAAGUCUGCAAUGCUGUCGUCCCCAACAUUGAGCAGACUUUCCGCUACACGGAGCCCACGCAAUGCCCUAACUUGACCUGCGGCAACCGUGUUGGCUGGCGAUUGGAUAUCCGGCAAAGCACAUUUGUCGAUUGGCAGAAGGUACGCAUCCAGGAGAACAGUUCGGAGAUUCCCACUGGCAGUAUGCCUCGGACAAUGGAUGUCAUCCUGCGCGGUGAAAUGGUCGACCGUGCGAAGGCCGGAGAGAAGUGCAUCUUCACUGGUACUGCCAUUGUCAUUCCCGACGUCAGCCAAUUCCGCGUUCCUGGAACUAGACCCCAGGCCACUAGGGAUAACACCAACAUGCCUAGGGGUAACGAUGUCGGUGGCAGUGGCGUCUCGGGACUGAAGGCGCUUGGUGUGAGAGAUCUGACCUACAGGAUGGCAUUCCUUGCCUGCAUGAUCACGCCAGAUACUUCAACCCCAGGCCAAAGCGCGACACAGCAACUUCACGGACAGGCCGGCAAUAUUCUCGCCUCUCUGAAUCAGACUGCACCCUCGGAAGUUACGCAGACUGGCGAGGAGGCUCAGGCGGAAUACCUCUCCACUCUUUCGCCAGCCGAGAUCGAGGAUCUCCGCAACAUGGUCCACACCAAUAACAUCUUUAUGCGCUUGGUCGACUCGAUCGCACCCAUGGUUUACGGACACCAAGUUAUCAAGAAGGGCCUUCUUCUCCAGCUGAUGGGAGGUGUCAGCAAGGUCACUCCUGAGGGCAUGGCUCUGAGGGGUGACAUCAACAUUUGCGUUGUCGGUGAUCCCAGUACUAGCAAGUCUCAGUUCCUCAAGUAUAUCUGUUCCUUCCUGCCCCGGGCCGUCUACACGUCUGGAAAAGCUUCUUCUGCAGCCGGUCUCACAGCUGCCGUAGUAAAAGACGAGGAAACGGGAGACUUCACCAUCGAAGCUGGUGCAUUGAUGUUGGCGGAUAACGGAAUCUGCGCCAUCGAUGAGUUUGACAAGAUGGAUAUCGCAGAUCAGGUUGCCAUUCACGAAGCUAUGGAACAGCAGACUAUUUCCAUUUCCAAGGCUGGUAUCCAGGCUACUCUGAACGCUCGGACUUCUAUCCUGGCAGCAGCGAACCCUGUCGGAGGCCGCUACAACAGGAAGACCACCCUCCGGGCCAAUGUGAACAUGAGCGCUCCCAUCAUGUCUCGUUUCGAUCUCUUCUUCGUUGUUCUCGACGAAUGUGAGGAAAGCGUCGACCGUCACCUGGCCGAGCACAUUGUCGGCAUUCACCGUCUCCGCGACGAUGCAGUGCAGCCGGAGUUCAGCACGGAACAGCUGCAACGCUACAUCCGUUUCGCCCGCACUUUCAAGCCCGAGUUCACGCCUGAGGCUAAGACCACCCUCGUUGAGAGGUACAAGGAACUGCGUGCCGAUGAUGCCCAGGGCGGCAUUGGUCGCAACAGUUACCGUAUCACCGUCCGUCAGCUCGAGUCGAUGAUCCGUCUCAGCGAGGCCAUCGCCAAGGCGAAUUGCGUCACAGAAGUUACCCCCGAGUUUGUGCGCGAGGCGUUCAACCUUCUCCGCCAAUCAAUCAUUUCCGUCGAGAAGGAUGAUGUUGAGGUGGAUGAUGAUGACGAGACGGCCGCCGCGAAUGCCGAGGCUGGUGCUGACGCGGAAAUGGGCGAUGCCAACGCUGGAGAGGAGGCCGAGGCCUCUGCUUCUGCAACUCCUGCGCCUCAAAGAGAGAGGAAGAAGAUUACUUACGACCACUACAUGUCUAUCCUGAACACGAUGGUGCGUCGGGUAAACUCGGAUGCCGCUAUAGCUGAGGACGGUGUCGAGGAAGAGGAGCUGCUUGUCUGGUACCUGGAGCAGAAGGAGGCGGAGCUAGAAACACAGAAGGACCUAGAAGAGGAGAGAGAACUGGCAAAGAGGGUGCUGAAGAGAAUGGUCAAGGACAACAUUCUCAUGCAGAUUCGCGGCGAAGGCCUUAUGGAAGAAGGCGAGGAACAGCAGCGUGCUGCUAAGGCGGUAUAUGUCAUGCACCCUAACUGCGCUGUGGAGGAUAUGUAA
Molecule: messenger RNA, 2871 nt
Organism: Diplodia corticola
Lineage: Eukaryota; Fungi; Ascomycota; Dothideomycetes; Botryosphaeriales; Botryosphaeriaceae
Product: dna replication licensing factor mcm6
Exons: 3
Coding region: 1-2871 (956 amino acids)
Biological process (GO): mitotic DNA replication; double-strand break repair via break-induced replication; DNA replication initiation
Cellular component (GO): nucleus; MCM complex
Molecular function (GO): single-stranded 3'-5' DNA helicase activity; single-stranded DNA binding; ATP binding
Source: RefSeq, a predicted model, not a curated record